UUACAAGCGUGAGCCACCGCGCCUGGCCUUAAAUGUUGUUUUAAAACAAAUUUGUGAAAAGAAGAGGCCCUGCCUGCCAGGAAGGGAUGUUGUAGGGCGCAGCAUCCGGGCAGGUUAAGGCACCAGGUCCCCUCUUUGGAAACCCUCACGGCCUGGCUGGUGACCCUGGCGCCAUAGGGAAGGCACGCCUGGCUCCAGGCAGCACAGAGGCAUUGCGGAGGUCCUGGAGGAGCCUGGCACGAUAUGGGUUUCCCUGUGCUCAACUUCAAGCAGGAUGCGCUGUCUGUGAACCUAGGGACAGGGCCGGCCGACACAGGGCCAGGGCGUGCGACAGCGCUGGGCCAGGGCUGAGCAGCACGCAGAGCCGGAGCCCAGGCGGGAACUCUGGCGGAUGGGACCGCAGCCGUUCCCACGUAGCGGCCCAGCAGUGCAACAGUCGCCACCAGCCGCCGGGCUUCCGGGGCCGGGAGGCCGCAGGGGCCGAUGGGGCCUUGCCCUUUGCCCUCUGACGCCUGCCUUUGGCGCCUACGCUGGCGCGCCCCGGCUCUGUGAGGAACGUCGUGGAGGCGUCGCAGGCGCCGGGCCAGUCAGCGUUUGCUCGGCCGCCAGAGGAGGCGGUGGCUGAAGAGAGUUGCGUCCGCUGCUGACCCUGUUGUACGGUAGGCGCCACAGCUAGCUCUAAAUGGGCAAUUUACUUGGUAAACUUAGACCCAGGUGCCGUCGCCGGUCCCUGCCGGGGCCAGGGCGUGGCGCCCCCGCUCCCCUGUCCCGGGACGCCUCCCUGCCCGGCCGGGCUCACUCCGCACCCGCCCCGCGCCCUUUCCGCGGCCUGUUCCGCCGGAAUGCCCGUCGCAGGCCUUCACCGGCCAGCGUCUUCGUUGCCCCUGAGAGGCAGUGUCCUCUCCCGAGGACUGCGGCCACCCCGCUGGGCGUCCUGCCGGCUGUGGGCUGGGGUCCGGCCCCGAAGAACACACUCGUGCUGCCUGCUCGGAACCCCCCGAGUUUCAGACACCCCACCUCUGUGAGGAUCCCUCCUCCCAGCCGCGUGUUCACCCUCCUGCUACCUUCACUAUCUGAGUCGACAGUCAGGGCCAGGAAGCCCCUCCCAGCCACUCUCCCAGAGGACACCGAGGUGCGGGCCCAAGAAGGGCCCAGAAGAGUGAUGAAGGAUGAGGCUUCAGUGCAGAUCGAAGGGCAGGAUGACGAGAGGAGGGCCCUCCUUAGCAACGGUGAAGCGUCAUCCACAUCCAGGUCCCAGGGCACCCAGGGAGACCUUGCCCCCUGCAGAUGCAGCCCUGAGCCUCUGGAGGGAAAUGUGCACCAUAAGUGCUCAGAAAACAACUUGACUGAGAAGGCCCAGGCGUCUCCAUCGAGCUCCUGCUUAGAAGGCCGUGCCGUGCCCAGAGCACACAGCCAGGCCAGAUAUGCCCUGCAUCUUGGGCAGGCUGAUCCUGAUGCAACAGUGCCCCCUGAGCCAGCCCAGGGCUGCCUCCUGCUGCCGCAGAAGUUGACUGCAGAAGUGCUGAAUGAAGAGCGACUGCCCAGCUCUCCAGGUUUGCCCAGGCCGCUGAUGUCUGGAAACUGGAUGGCCGAUGGGAACCCUUCAGGUAUUCCACCAAGGAGCGCUGCCCCUCCCAGAGCUGCCCACAACAGGCCCUGCAAAAGGAAAAUAUCAAUUCCAUUGCUGCUGCCACUGCCCCCUUCACUGCCAUUGCUGUGGGAUCGAGGUGAGCUUCCCCCACCUGCUAAGCUCCCCUGCCUGUCUGUUGAGGGAGACCUGGGCACCUUGGAGAAGAGCCUCGGGUAUAAAAGGAAGAGCAGAAGCUUGGAGGAUGAAACAGAGGCCAUGACAAGCAGCAGCGUCACCCAACUUGCCCCUUCUUUCUCCCCACCAGUGGAGACUACAGACUCCCUGCCCCUGGCCACUUCCAUUUCCACUUCGCAGGUCCCAGCUCCUUCACCCAUCCCUGACUUGGCUGACCUGGCUACCAGACCCCUCAUCCUUCCUGUCCCUCCACUUUCCACCACACCAAAAAUGGAUCAGAAAAUAACAUUCACAAUCCCUAACUCUCCUCUGGCCCUUCCUGCUGACUUUGUUCCCAUUUUGGGGUGUCAGUCUAAUGAGAAAGGAGACUCUUGUCAUUCAGUCGUAGGUGCAGCACCUCCUGCUUCUAACCCCCCAACACCUCCUAGCCCCACACCCUUCUCCCUCAAGCCUCCCUUCAGAUGGGAGUCCCCAAUACCUAUCCCUGUAGAUUCCCCUCCUCCUCUUUCCUUCCCAACUCCUCUUCCAGCCCCUUCUACCAUGACCUCAGUUAUCACCAGCAAGCCUAUGAAUUCCACAUCAGUCAUUUCCACUAUCACAGAAAACACAUCUGCCCACUUAACCUCACAGACUGCAGUAGACCAUGAAACAGUUAACAUGGAUACAGCAACCCCUUUUCAGGCUGUUGUUUUCACAUCUUCUCCAAGCUCCAGGGUGAGCUCUCUCCCAAUUUCCCAAAUACAUUGCAGUACAGAGCAGAGGUACCCAGGAAAGACAUCAGUCUACAUACCUCCCCUUACGUUUAUAUUCCACGACACCACCCCAAGUUUUAACCAACUCUUUAGCAAAGAAGCCAUCUCUAAAUCCAAAUCUGGGGCUCUUGAUGGUCAGCAACAGAAAGCUUCUCUCCCCAGUGCUUGUGUUUUUCCAAGCCUUCCCAUCAUUGCUCCACCAGACACCUCCACUUUAGUGAACAGUGCCUCUGCACCAUCAUUAUCCAAGCCUGCCAUUGACACCAAUGCUAUGAAUGCCACUCCUUCUUCCAAGGCUGCCACCUUGCAGUCUGCCUCUGUCUCCAGGAAGAAGUGCCUCCCAUUUUACACAGGGCUUCCUGGUUCUGAGAACACAUGGCCCAGUGGCAACAUUGCCUCAGCCCAAGGCUCCACCAGCUUGCCUGCACAGUCAUUCAGGGGACCAACUACAAUUUCCAACUAUCUUUCAAAUCCAGGAGGCACCGCUCAGCCCAAAUUUGGGGCCCCCAAGGGGCAGCAGCAGACAGCCUCUCUCCCCAGUGCCCAUGUUUUUCCGAGCCUUCCCAUCAUGGUUCCUCCAGAUACCUCCACUUUAGUGAGCAAUGCCUCUGCAGCAUCAUUAUCCAAGCCUGCCAUUGACACCAAUGCUAUGAAUACCACCCCUCCUUCCAAAACUGUCAUCUUGCAGUCUACUUUUGUCUCCAGGAAGGAGUACAUCCAAUUUUAUGUUGGGCUUUCUGGUUCUGAGAACACACUACCCAGUGACAGCAAUGCCUCAGCCCAAGUCUCCACCAGUUUGCCUACACAUGCAGACAGGAGACCAGCCACAACUUCCAGCCAUCUUUUAAAUACAGGAACCAUCUCUCAUUCCACACUUGGGGCCACUGAUGAGCAGCAAAAAUCUGACAGUUCUUUUAUUCUGGGGAAUCUAGCAACCCCAGCACCAGUUACAGGCUUACCAUCUCCUUCUGCAGAGUUAACAUCACCAUAUUCUGCAUUUGGCACACCUAUUAAUGGCCAGCCAGCCAAGGGUCACAACGCAAGUGCUUUCCCCAAUGGUAUAGCAAAGACUUCUGAAUUUAGAGUUGCCACUGGGAUGCCUGUCACUGGGGACAGUACCUCACUGGUUGGAAAUACUAUUCUAGGCCCACAGGUGAUUAUGGGACCUGGAACCCCUAUGGAUGGUGGGAGCAUUGGGUUCAGCAUGUCUCUGCCAGGCCCCAGUUCCACAUCAGGAGAACUCAACACUGGACAACGACAAAAUGGGAUACCCAGCACCACUUCUGUUCCCCCAUUUGGUCAGGUAACCUGGGAUUCAGCUAGCCACAGCAUGGCUGCUGCACCACAAGGCACUAGCAACAUUCCUGUAUAUCUUUCUGCUGCCACCUAUAUUCCUGGCUUCGAGCCACCUACCCAGCAUUCAGGCAGUAGUAUGGGAGGCGAUGGCACCAAAUCCAUGGUUGGAGGACCUUGUGUUCCUGCUUUUCAACAGUGCAUCCUGCAGCAUACAUGGACAGAGAAAAAAUUCUACACUUCAAGCACCUACCACUAUGGGCAAGAAACAUAUGUUAGGAGACAUCUCUGUUUCCAACUUCCAUAAGACCACCUGUGGUUCACCUGACCACACCACAUCAGUUGUAAACACCAGCGUUAUCCCUAUGAAUGGUUCUUGUUUCGCCUUCAUGCCAAGUGCCUGCCAUGUACCUCUCCAGAACUCAGGUCAUGCACCAGGAGAAGACAACAACAUCCCUGUGGUUGGAGGCCCUUAUGCUCCUUUUCUCCAUUAGUACGCAUGGGACCCCCCUGGACAAAACACAGAUGGUUCAUCAGCAGUGAAUGCCAACAUACCUUUAAUGGGAGGUCCUUGUGUAUCCACCUACCAACAAAGUACCUAAGGCCCACCUGGACAAAACACAGAUGGUACAUCUUCCAGGAGUGUCAGUAUUCACUUGAUGGGAGGCCCUCAUGUGCCCAUGUAUCAGCAAAGCACCUGGGGCUCACAUGGACAAAGCACAAACCAUGCAGUGAGGGUCAGCAACAUAACGGUUGUGACUGGUUAUCCUUAUGUUCUCCCAUUCACACAAAGCACCUGAGGACCACCUGGCUAAACACAGGUGGUGCAAUAGGGGAUAGCCCCAGACAUUUGUAGGGAGAAACCUCUAGUUUCCCUUUCAGUAAAAAUACUAUGGACCUGCCCAACCAAGGUGCUCCUUUUGACUUUAGAGGAGCCACAUUGUUUUCUUUUGUUUGUUUGCUUUUGUUCUUGUUUUCGAGAUGGAGCCUUGCUCCAUCGCUC
This is a messenger RNA of Sapajus apella (tufted capuchin), 4813 nucleotides long. It is a transcript of the gene NPAP1, whose product is annotated as nuclear pore associated protein 1. Gene Ontology annotation, molecular function: structural constituent of nuclear pore. The transcript has a single exon. Gene Ontology annotation, biological process: RNA export from nucleus; protein import into nucleus. NCBI's taxonomy places the organism in Eukaryota, Metazoa, Chordata, Mammalia, Primates, Cebidae. The record is from RefSeq and is a predicted model, not a curated record. Gene Ontology annotation, cellular component: nuclear pore. The coding region runs from base 683 to 4117 and encodes 1144 amino acids.